CCGGCCUCGGACACCGACACUGACCCGACUCCCGGCCGCCCGUCGGUGAAGCGCCCGGGCUGAAUGCAUCUUCACUAGGGCUGAUGGUCUGGUGUUGAGCAGGUUCUGCUGUGAAAUGGGCUCUUACAAGAGUGAGGGCUCUCACCUGAAGCUGCUGACUUCACACAGAGAGCUGCUGGUGGAGCGGGUGAAGAACACGCAGUGCAUUCUGGACAAUCUCCAGAUGAACGGCUUCAUCUGCACCGAAGACAUCGAGAUCAUACACCGCAGCAGCACCAAAACUGACCAGGUUCGCAAAAUCUUGGAGCUUGUUCAGAGUAAAGGAGAGGAGUGCUCUGCGUAUUUCAUACACGUUCUUCAUGAAGCAUACGACGCUUACAUUGAUCUGCGGCCUUGGUUUGAAGAAAUUCGGUAUACGCCAUUAGACACUAUUAGUGUCAUACCAGUGGUGAACACAGACCCGAUUAGCAAGUACUGUGAGAAGCUCAGAUAUGAGCUGGGAAGAGACACUCAGUUCAUCACAUCGUACUCGAAGAGCGAGGAGACGCCGCUGGAGGAUCUUUACACGGACACUCAGAUGGAGCUCCUGAACGAUAGAGGUGAGAGUUUAGGAUACUUACAGAGUCUGGAUGAGCUUUUGGGAGACCAGGGAGUCUUCAACUCGCAGGCGGAGACCAUCUUCAUCACCGGCGACGCUGGCGUCGGCAAAUCCAUCGUUCUUCAGAAACUCCAGAAUCUGUGGUCCAGAAGGGAGCUGAAGACUCACGCCAAGUUCUUCUUCAAGUUCAGAUGCAGGAUGUUUAGCGCCUUUAAAGAGACCGAUGAGAUCUCGCUGAAGGAUCUGAUCUUUAAACACAACUGCUAUCCGGACAGCGACGUCGAUAACGAGGUCUUCACCUACAUCUUACGGUUCCCGGAGACGGUGCUUUUCACCUUUGACGGAUACGAUGAAAUCCAAACGGAUUUCGAUUUGGAUAACGUGCCGGAAACGGUUUCCCCGGAAGAAAAGACCCGUCCACUUUUGCUUCUCAUGAAUCUGCUUUGCGGAAAAUUGCUCAAAGGUUCCUGGAAGAUUCUGACUGCACGAAGUGGCACCGAGAUCCAAAGCAGAGUGAUCUGGAAGAAAGUCUAUUUGAAGGGAUUCUCCCCUGAACACCUGAAGAAGUACACAGCUUUGCAUUUCCCAGAGAAGGAACACAGGACAAUGGUGACCGAUCAACUGGACGCCAACCCUCACCUCUGCGGUCUUUGCUCUGUCCCGUUGUUCAGCUGGAUCAUCCUCAAGAGCUUCAAGCAUCUUCAUUCGGUUUAUGACAACUUUGAGUUGCCGGAUUCUUGCAUUACGCUCACAAACGUCUUCUUGCUUCUUUCCGAGGUCUUUCUUGGACACUCGACUGCACGUCCUGGUCUUUUAAAAGGGAGUACGAGGUGUCCUGCGGAGACUUUUAAAAAUGGAGAGCGUAAGCUUGCGGCCUUCGCUCGACUGGCCUUGAACGGUCUCCAACGAGGAGGACUUGUGUUCAGCAUUGAGGAAGUGACAUCCUGUGGAUUAGAAGAUGAAAUCCUUCAGUUUGGGUUUCUGAGGCCUGCUUCUCAUUACGAUGGAUGCGGAGGCUCUGCAACCUUCGAGUUUCUCCACGAGACCCUCCAGGCCUUCUUAGCGGCGUUUGCAUUGGUGCUGGACUCCAAAAUCACUCCUGAAUCUAUUUUAAGUUUCUUCUCCAAAUGCGAAUACAAGAGGUCGUCGCAUUUCUCCUGCUUGCCUUGCUUGAGAAAGUCGAGACCUAGAGAUAAAGACCCUUUUCAAACCAACUUCCAGUUCACCAAUUUAUUCCUGUGUGGCCUCUUGUCCAAACCCAACGCGGCACUCCUGGAGCAUCUCGUUCCUCCAGCAUCAUUGAAACAGAAGCGCAAGAUACUAAAGUCGUAUCUGUCCAACAGCGUGAGGACGCAUCUUAAAGGCCUUCCUCGAUAUCCAUCCACAGACAUUGAGGGCGACAAGGUGCAUGCAAUGCCAAACUUCUUGUGGAUGCUGCGGUGCAUAUUUGAGACAAACAGCGAGGACAUUGCAAAGAUGACGGCCAACGGCAUAUCGGCGGAUUACAUUAAGAUCGCCUUCUGUAACAUUUACUCGGCCGACUGCAGUGCGUUGAACUUUGUCCUCCACCACCGUAGGAAGCACCUGGGGGUCGACAUGGACAAUAACAACAUCAACGAUUAUGGCGUGAAGCAACUGAGACCGUCCUUCAGCAAAAUGACCGUAAUAAGAUUUUGCGUGAAUCAGCUGACGGACAGCAGUAUUGAGGUUCUGGCAGAGGAACUUAUCAGACACAAAGUCAUUAAGGUCUUGGGGCUUUACAAAAACUACAUCACUGAUGUUGGAGCCAAACUAGUAGCGAAGAUCAUUGAAGAAUGUCCACACUUGAAGGUCGUUAAGCUUGGCUGCAACAACAUCACAGGUGUGGGUGGGAAAUACCUUGCCAGUGCAAUUCACAAGAGCAAAUCUAUCUUUGAUGUAGGAAUGUGGGGAAACACCAUCGGUGACGAGGGCGCAGAUGCAUUUGCAGAGGCUUUGAAGAAUCACCCAAGCCUGACCAAUCUCAGUCUCUCUGCCAAUGGCAUAACGUCUCACGGUGGAAGAAGUCUGGCAAAAGCACUGAAGGAAAACAAAAGCCUUCACAUCUUCUGGUUGAUACAGAACAAAAUCUCUGAUGAUGCAGCGUCAGACUUUGCUGAUGCCUUCAGAUCCAACUCUGCUCUGACGCAUCUGAUGCUAAUAGAAAACGCGUUCACCAUUCAAGGAGCCAAAGAGAUGUCUGAAGGCCUGACUAACAACACUACACUGAAGGAAGUCAACAUUAAAGGAAGCCGGGUUUCUGAAGAAGAAGAACAACUCUAUGAGGGUGACAAGCGGCUUCGCUUCCACUGAGAAGAAACAUUAAAACACGUGAUUUGAGAAAAAAAAAACCUGUGAGAAAAGGAAGUUGGUGUAAUGCCACAGACACUGGUUUACUUCAGAAUCAGAAGAACCACUGUAAAGGCAAAACCCAUUUAAGACUUUCAGAUUUAUUACUGCGCGAGAUUGUCGAGUGAAUCUCUUUAUAGUUAAUAGAUCGGCUGGGAAUGACAAAAGCAAGUAAGUUAAUCAAUGCAC
Carassius carassius (crucian carp) is the source of this 3154-nucleotide messenger RNA. RefSeq names its product nucleotide-binding oligomerization domain containing 1 (gene nod1). Gene Ontology annotation, molecular function: protein binding. Gene Ontology annotation, biological process: negative regulation of canonical NF-kappaB signal transduction; regulation of apoptotic process. The coding region runs from base 116 to 2929 and encodes 937 amino acids. Gene Ontology annotation, cellular component: cytosol. Lineage: Eukaryota; Metazoa; Chordata; Actinopteri; Cypriniformes; Cyprinidae. The record is from RefSeq and is a predicted model, not a curated record. The transcript has 11 exons.